Molecule: messenger RNA, 666 nt
Organism: Schistosoma turkestanicum
Lineage: Eukaryota; Metazoa; Platyhelminthes; Trematoda; Strigeidida; Schistosomatidae
Source: the annotation of a GenBank genome assembly
AUGCGAAUCGGUACAAAACAGGCUAACAUUAUGGUAGAAACUAAACAUGAAAAUUCUGUGAAAGUUUCGACUGGUAUCCAAGCUACACAAGAAUUAACAAAUAACAGCACAAAUACGGAGAAAACUGAACAAGAUGAAACAGAAAGUUUACCAAAGCUUCAACUUUCAAGUAACAGAUCUAAACAGUAUUCAGAGCGAAAUAAAUUACGUCAGAUAUCACCUCCUCAUGAGUCUGCGAAAUUUACAAAUCCUGAUUUAGACAGUUCUGGUACAUUACCUGAUUCCAUAGAAUCCAGAGUGCAAGCACUCAAACAAGCUAAUCAGUAUUUAAGGAUGGAAGUGGAGAACGCAUGUAAAAUGAUCAAUUCAAGUGUUUUAAAUAGGAAUACAAUGGAAGAUGAAUUUCUAUCUAUGCCAAAAGUAAAGUAUUCCAAUUUAAUUCAGUUUGAUAUUGGAGAUCAUAAACACAAAGUUGAAUUUCUCAAUGAACCUGAUCACUACAUAAAGUAUGCAGAUGAAAGUUUGAUCGAGCAAGAAUCAAAAACUAUUUGGCUUGAACAAGCUGAAUCUGUAAGAUGUGAAUUUAAAAUGGUUGAUCAUAUGCAGUUCUACAAACCCUUUGAUUUAAUGUGCAAUCCUUUAUCUUUUUUUAACCCUAUAUCUUAA